AUGCUCUACGACCUCAACAUCCCGUGGUCCCCAACCACAUCCCCCGCCGACCUCGCCCGCACAAUCUCCUUCGCCUCCUCCCUAGGCUACACGGUCCUCGCCCUCAACCACACAAUAACGCCCCCGAUCCCUUCGCAAAUCACAAGCCCCCUACCAAAGUUCCCAUCACACUCAACAACAGCAACACCACCACCGCCAACAGGGACCCCAUCACAAUCCUCCCAACAACAACAAAACAAACAACCAACAAUCCUCCACCGCGCAACAGUAACCCUCUCAGACCCCUCCCAAAACUACCGCCUCCCAACCCUCGCCCUAGCCUACGACAUCCUCGCCGUCCGGCCCACCACGGAAAAGGCCUUCCAGGCAGCCUGCCUCUCCAUGGCCGAGCCCUCCCUCAUCUCCCUCGACCUGACGCAGCACUUCCCCUUCCACUUCCGCCCGAAACCCCUCAUGGCCGCCGUCGCCCGCGGCGUCAAGUUCGAAGUCUGCUACGCCCAGGUCCUCACUUCGUCUUCUUCUGGAGGUGGCGGUUGCAUCGGGCCCCCGCCCGACGCGAGAGCCCGCGCGACGUUCAUCUCGAACUUUGCCUCCCUCGUCCGCGCGACAAAGGGCCGCGGCAUCGUCGUCUCCAGCGAGGCGCGCGGCGCGCUGGGGUUGAGGGCGCCCAACGACGUGGUCAACUUGCUCGCCGUGUGGGGUUUGGGCAGCGAAAGGGGCACCGAGGCGUUGGGGGUUAACCCGCGCGGCGUCGUGGUCAACGAAGGGAUCAAGAGGAGCGGAUUCCGGGGCGUCGUGAACGUGCUCGAGGUCGGAGGGCGGGAGAGCGAUGUGAAGAAGAAUCAGCAGCAGGGGCAGGGGCAGCAGCAGGGGAAGAAGGGCAAGAAGCAACAAGGCGGCGGUGCAGGUGGUGGUGGUGGUGGUGGUGACAAGGGCAAUGCGCAGAAGCGCAAGACGCCUGAUGAGGGUGGUGAUGGCGCGCAACCUACAGUUAGCAAGAGGCAGGCAAAGAAGCUGAGGUUAGCUCUCAAGGAACAGGAAAAGGAGGCUUCAUAG
Molecule: messenger RNA, 1056 nt
Organism: Colletotrichum abscissum
Lineage: Eukaryota; Fungi; Ascomycota; Sordariomycetes; Glomerellales; Glomerellaceae
Product: RNase P subunit p30
Exons: 1
Coding region: 1-1056 (351 amino acids)
Biological process (GO): tRNA processing
Cellular component (GO): nucleolar ribonuclease P complex
Molecular function (GO): RNA binding
Source: RefSeq, a predicted model, not a curated record